AUGGGAGCGAAUAGCUACCACAACGUGAGCAACGGCGCUCGUGGCGCGAGCCCGCCGAUGGUAAGCCGUGGCGGCCCGCCCAUGCCGGUCGGGGCACGCGGAGGUGGUGGUGCCCCACCUGCUGCUGCGAUGCGGGGAAAGAUGCCGGUGCCUUCCCCCUCGCCACCGCCGGGGAUGAAGAUGCAAGUGAAGAUGCCGCCGGGGCAGAUGGGGAAAUCCACAGUAAUGAUGCGGGGUGGCAAGAUGAUGAUGAUGCCACCGCCGCCGGAUGUGCAUCGAACAGCGAGUCCGACAACAGGCGCGCGCUCGCUCUCUCCCGUUGGCACCGACGGCGGGCUUUCAUCUGGGAUGCCGGGCACGCCAAGUCCCGGUUCUCGACGCGCCUCCUCUGCCGCUGCCGGUCCGUAUCCGUAUCCGUACCCGCCACAGUUCGCGGUGGUGAAUGGCAAGAAGAUGAUGGUGCCGCCGGGUACGAAGCUACCAGGACCCACACCGCCAGGGAUGCAAAUGGCUGGCAAGAAGAUGAUGAUGAUGAUGUCAGGAGGACCACCUGGGCAACAGCAACAGCAACAAGUGAAUAGAAGCCAUCUCCCGACGUCUCCUCCUCUUGGUCCCGGCGCUAAGCAACCCCCGCAGCUGCGCAUACCGAACGGCGCUGCGCUCAUCCCACCUAGUACGAAUACCCCUCCGUCUCGCGGCGGUGGACUCUCUCCGGUGCGUCGUGGAUCGAUGCCCGGCGCUGGCCCACCCGUUUCUGGUUCUCCUCCCUCUCCAACACCACAGCAGCAGCAGCAAGGUUCGCUGCCGCUGUCUCGCCUCUCGCCCCCUCACCCCGGACAACCCCCACCGCCGCCGCUGCACGCAUCCCAGCAGCAGCAGCAGCAGCAGCAGCAGCAGGCCAACAAGAAGCAUAAGUCGGGUUUUAAGAGUGGCCUGUCCGGUGCGCUGAGCUUCUUUAAACUCGGCAGCAGCUCCGAAGAUGAGGAGUACGAGAAGAACAAAGCACAUGGGCAGCACGAAACGGCGAACAAGCAGCCGCAGCAGCAAGGGCAGCAGCCGUCACACUCGCCGCACCCGAGCGGGUCUUCGGCACCGUCCUCACCCGGACAGCGGCAGCCGACGCCGCCCCACAAUGAAAUGAUGACGGCGCAGGGGAAAAGAAUCAUGAUGCCGCCUGGCACGAAGCUGCCGCCAGGCAUGCAGGCGCCGCCACUCUUGCCGGGUCCUGCCGCACCAACGGAGCAGCGCGGGAAGUCGCCGGCGGGAGCGCUCCACAGCGGACCGCCAUCGCCACCGGGAGCAGUGAAGAUGGUGAAGAUGCCCGUCGGCGCUCACCCGCCGCCACCACCACAACAUCCACAACCGCAGCCACAACGCUCGGCGAGUGUCGGCAGCUACACCGCAGAAACGCCUCCCCGGUCCCCUUCAUCUUCCGUGCCACGUGCGCAGUCACCCAUCGCGCAGAUGCCGCAGAAAGCUGUCAUGAAGGCGCCACCGGGAGCCGUCCUCAUGAAGAAGAAAAUGGUGAUGGCGGCGCCACCUCCCUCCGGGGGAGGCACAUCUCCCCCGCAGGGCAGUACCGGACGUCAGAGUCCAGACCGGCCGCCGCCAAGUAUGAUGCUGAGCCGCUCAGGGAGCAUCUCUGUCCCACUGAGCAUGUCAGCACCUCCGUCGCAGAGGCAGCCACUUCAACCGCCACAGCAGCAGCAGCAGCACCCUCCAUUCCCACCUGGCGCGCAUCUCGUCAAGCACAUGAUGGGACCCCCACCACCCGGUGCGAAGUUGAUCUCCUCUCCCCCCGCCGGUUUCCACGUACCGGACACCGUACCGCUGCUUACGUCCCCGUCUCCGCCUGCGCGUCUGCCAACUGUGCUGCCGCCCGCCUCGUCCGGUGUGCUGCGCGUCCCGAGCACGACGGUGUUGAAGGACGGGGAGCUGCCGGAGGCCGGCGUGCAAACCCCACCGCACCCACGGCGCCGACGUGGUGAGAGCAGCGACGACAGCGACGACGACGAUGAAGGCGCCAAACCCAUCGACACGCAUCGGACAGUGAGCAGAGGGCGCGGACGCGGGAGUUCGCGCGGUAGUACGAGUAGCGGUGGUGCGGCCUACGAGGAAACCCCGCCGACGGAGGAUGUUGUCCCUACGGGCUACGCAGGGCAGGGAGACUACGAUCAACAGCAACAGCAGCAGGAGGAAAGGGAUGUAGGUGGGGAGCACUAUCGCGAUCCCACAAGGGAACUUGAGGACGAUACUGCGGCAGAAGGCGGCGCCGCCGCGACCCCCAAGAAGCACACGAAGAGCGCCGGUGCGGUGCCCUCUUCACGCGCAGCAGCAGCAUCUUCUGCUAUUCACGCGCAGGGGAAAACGCCAUCGGCGCCGCUGCCCCCCGUGCGCCAAACAGCCGUCAGCGCCGCCGCCGCCACCCGCAGCGCCGCCUUAGCCGCCAAAAGAAAAGAAGACGCAACGAAGACGAAGACGGCGGCGGAGGACCACAACAAGGCGCGCAAGACGACACAAAGUCGUCGCCCGACAAAGCUAGCCGAGGUGCGUCGUGCGCCGAAAGCCGCGGCCGAGCCGGCCUCUCCGCAGGAGGAAGACACCACGCAGAAGCCGGCCAGCCUGGACCGCAGCUCCUCCAGCGUCGUGUCCACGCCCUCCCCUUCCCACUCCUCAUCGGCCAGCUCGCACGCCUCGGCGCAGCAUCCCGACAGCAACGUGCCGAACGCCGCGCGAGAUGAAAACACCGGCGGCGAGGCGAAGAAAAAGGAGGAACGCAGCAGCGGCAGCCGCGGUGGUGGUCGGCGCCGCUCCCCCUCGCCGCGGCCGCAGGCCACCAAAGCAAAAGACGCAGAAGAAAAAAAUCGCAGUGCGUCGCGGAAGGGGCGUGCUCGCCGGUCCGCUUUUGCGAGCGAGGACGACGACAGCGGGUCGGAGCGGCUGACGAGUCGGGAGUUGUACCGCCUGGUGAACGCCCUGCGUGGCGACAAGCGAAAAGACGAGGACGGCAGGAAUACGAGGAGCGUCUCCGCGCGACGUCGACGGGGCCUCCGCAGGCGUGCCAACAACGACGACGAUGACGCGGCGGCUGACAACAGCGACGCAGAGGCAGGAGGGGGAGAAGAGGGGGACGACUGGGGACUGCGCUCGAAGCGCAGCAGCAGCUGCAGCAGCAACAGCGGCAGCGGCAGUCCACACCGCCCACAUCGUCAUCGUCCGUCGCAUGCCUUGUCCGCUACUCGCCAGCGACAGAAAGAUCGAGAAGAAUGGGCCCCCCGGCGGCGCAGCAGUCUCCCCGCCUCCACGGUGGGCAUCCCAUGGCGGUACACCAGUGCCGGUCGCUCCUCCGAGCCGUUUGCGACCCCGCCGCCGGUGCGACGCCCGCUGGGAUACAUCAACGUCGGCGGUGGACGCUACGCGCGGGUGGGGGGCAGCCCGUACGCGAUUCGGCCCGCCUCGGCGACUCGUCGAGGCAACGCCGCCUCCGUCGGUUCCAUUCCGCUAGAUAUCAGCAACACCGCGCACGAUCGCCUUCACGCACGUCCGCCGGGCCGAUCGCUUCUCUCCGACGGUCUAGAUCCGGCAACGUCGGCGAUUGUAGACGCGCACGACAACACGGUAGUGAACGAGGUUCGGGCCAGUGCCCUAGCUCGUCGCGGCAGCCCGCUGUCCCGCACACGUGGGUCGGCCGCGGCGUACUACAACCAGCAAGCGCAGCCAACCCGAUCCAUUCAUCUCACGUCUCCGCUGCGUUUUCCGUCGCCGGUGUGCCAGGAGACGGUGCUCGAUGAGAGCGUCUCGACGGCGGACUCGCAGCACCCGUACUGCGUGUCGGCCUCCGCGUUGCUGCCUUCCAUGCGAGCGCUUACGCCGGUACGACGGUCUCCGCAACGAGACAAUGGACACUGCGAUCACCAGCUUUUUGCGUCCCCCACGUCUGCAACGGCAUCAGCAGCCAGAGAACCGAUUGUCGAGCGGAGUCUCGAGAAGCAACCCGCCACGGGCAAUGCCGACCGCGCCAACGCGCGGACAUCAGUGGCAGCCUCGCCUGCGUCCACCGCCAUCGACGCGACUGCCCGCUCCCCUCUCGGGGCUCUUCGGCGCAGCGCCUUCUUUGAGCAGCUCCACAGCGGCAACGUGCACCGAAACGGUAUCAACCACAACCGCCGCGCCGAUGCCCCUGUCACAUCAUCCGCCGCGAUUGUUGGCGGCAACGGCGGCGGUGACAACGCGGGGUGGGAGUGGGCACGGCGCCGUCCCGCGACACCGACCGGGAGUCGUCUGAGUAGUGUAAGUCACAACAGUGCUCCACCGUCAUCAUCGCAACAGCAGCAGCAGCAGCAGCCUGCGAAGACGAAGGCAGCGGGAAGUGAUGUCGGCGGGUCGGCCGUGCCCAGGCUCAUCCCGACCCUCAGCAACUCCGUCAGUCCGAUUACGCUGGAUCUACCAACAUCCGCCGACGCAGAUGCAGCAGCAGCGGCAGCAGCACCGGCUGCGCUGUCUCGCAAUCUCCGCGCCUCCACACCUGACGUCCGUCAUGCGCUGCCGCAACAGCAGCAGCAGCAGCAGCGUCCCUCACCCUCCUUCAAAGCGCGCGCCAACAGUGUAGGGGCUGCCGUGUCCGCCGCCGCUGCGGCCCCCCGCAACUGCAAUAGCAAUAACAAUAAUAAUACUAACUUCACUCCCGACCGCUACCGUCCGCCAUCCCGCACGAGGGAGCCGCUGCACUUAACCCGUGCCACCAUUGCACGUCUCAGCACGCCGCAGCAGCGACGAGGCGCGGCCACAACUGCGGCGAUGCUCCAUGCUACUGCCGGCCAUCGCAGCGCCAACGGGGAGGUGAAGAACAGCAACGACAGCAGCACCGUACGGACCUGCAGCAAGUGGUUAGACGAAAUACUCGGCUCGACGACGGUCACCCCGACAGGAGUGGUGGUCCGCGAGGAGGGCCAAGACGCCGCUGCCGCUGUUGCUGCCGCCGCCGGCGCGCUGCCCAUCGUCGACCUCCGCAGCGAGUUCAAGCCGCGUGUGGCGGAAAUCGAAGGGAGUGUGCCAGGGAGAGCGGGGAAGCGCGCCGCAGCCGCUGGUGCUGCCAUGCAGGACCCCGACGCGCACGACCACACCCGCGACUUCACCGGCUCCCGUCCCCGGCCGCAUAUCCCAACGAUCUCGUUUAAGCACAUGAUCGGGGUGCGGCGGCAGUCGCCUACCACAGCAGCAGCCACAGAAUCGGAAGCCGCUGCUGCCGCGGCGCACCCCAACGUCGUCGUCCGCGGUGUGAACGGAGUGAGGGAGGGACUGCCGUUUGAGAAGUACUCCACCCUGCGCCUUGCCGACCCAACGCGGCGGUCGCCGUGGGCGCUCGCACCGGAGCGGGAGGGCCUCGAUGUGCUGCCCGGCAGGCCGGCCCUCUCCCGCCGGCGGCGCAUUCCUGCGUUAAACAGCAACGGCGGGGCACGCCCGAUCGACGCGGAUGAAGCGGAGAGGGCCAGCAGCACCGCCGGCGGCAGUGGGAGUCCCCAUCGCAACGACGGGGACGAUAGUACGCAAAGGACCGCGACGGCGAAGGCCAGCGGGGCAACGGUGGUGGAGGAGGUGUACUUGGAUGAGCACCGCCGACCGUAUUUGGUGGUGCGGCCGGUGCCGAACGCAGAGGCGGCGGAGGCGCAGCGGCUGGCGGUGGCGCGGCUGUCGCGGCCGAAGCCGAUCUAUCAGCGGGCGGACUGA
Messenger RNA from Leptomonas pyrrhocoris, 5727 nucleotides. RefSeq lists its product as hypothetical. The record is from RefSeq and is a predicted model, not a curated record. Lineage: Eukaryota; Euglenozoa; Kinetoplastea; Trypanosomatida; Trypanosomatidae. The coding region runs from base 1 to 5727 and encodes 1908 amino acids. The transcript has a single exon.